This is a messenger RNA of Podarcis raffonei (Aeolian wall lizard), 4681 nucleotides long. RefSeq names its product solute carrier family 4 member 7 (gene SLC4A7). NCBI's taxonomy places the organism in Eukaryota, Metazoa, Chordata, Lepidosauria, Squamata, Lacertidae. Gene Ontology annotation, cellular component: basolateral plasma membrane; apical plasma membrane; plasma membrane. The record is from RefSeq and is a predicted model, not a curated record. Gene Ontology annotation, biological process: monoatomic anion transport; bicarbonate transport; regulation of intracellular pH. The transcript has 28 exons. The coding region runs from base 400 to 4245 and encodes 1281 amino acids. Gene Ontology annotation, molecular function: monoatomic anion transmembrane transporter activity; solute:inorganic anion antiporter activity; sodium:bicarbonate symporter activity.
CCUGCAUGAAGGGCUCCCCUUGAGUGAGGAGGAGGAAGGUCGCGCCGUAAAUCCCCCUCUGCCUCUGAGGAGAGAGAGAGAGAAGCGAGAGAGCCGCCUCGCCUCUCCGCGUCAUCCCUCCGGCCCAGGAGGAGGAGCCGCAUUCCCGCGCCGAUUGGUCGGCGCUGCUGCCAUUCGCGCAGGCGGGCGAGGGGCGCGGCCAAGCGUAGAGCCGGCUCGGCUCCCGGCGAGAGCAAAAAAGGAAGAAAAAAAAAAGCGGCCGGCCGAGUCAGGAGCCUCGUUGUGCCGCCGACGUCGACGACAGAAGAAGGAACAGUGCCGGCUUGUAGUAGUAAUAGUAGUACCAGUACUAUUAUUCCUUCCAGCGCAGCCGCCCUCUCUCCUCCCGAGCCCUGCACCAUGGAGGAGGAGCGGUCGGGGGAGCAGAUGAGACCGCUACUCACAACGAUUACAGAAGGAGACGGUCGUUCCAGCUUCUUGAAGGAGGGUCAUGAUGAAGAAGCUGUUGUGGAUACGGGCAAAAUCAGCUCUACUAUCAACACAAACUUUGAGAAAGAAGAACUAGAAAGUCACAGAGCUGUUUAUAUUGGUGUGCACGUCCCCUUUGGAAAGCAGGGUCGACGACGUCAUAGGCACCGUGGACAUAAGCAUCAUAGAAGAAGAAAAGAAAAGGAAACUGACAAAGAAGAUGGGCGAGAAUCUCCAUCCUAUGACACACCAUCCCAGAGGGUACAAUUUAUCCUGGGUACCGAGGAUGAUGAUGAAGAACACAUUCCCCACGAUCUAUUCACUGAAAUGGAUGAACUUUGCUUUAGAGAAGGAGAAGAAUAUGAAUGGAAAGAAACUGCCAGAUGGCUAAAAUUUGAAGAAGAUGUUGAAGAUGGUGGUGAUAGGUGGAGCAAACCUUAUGUGGCUACCCUGUCUCUGCACAGUCUCUUUGAACUGAGAAGCUGUAUCUUAAACGGGACAGUCAUGUUGGAUAUGAGAGCCAGUACGCUGGAUGAAAUAGCAGAUAUGGUAUUGGAUAACAUGAUAGCUUCUGGUCACCUGGAUGAAUCUAUGAGAGACAAUGUCAGAGAAGCUCUUCUGAAGAGGCACCAUCAUCAGAAUGAAAAAAAAUUCACUAAUCGGAUUCCCCUUGUCCGAUCCUUUGCAGAUAUAGGCAAGAAACAUUCUGACCCUCUCUUGCUUGAAAGAAAUGGGGAAGGCCUUUCAGCCUCCCGCCACUCUUUACGAGCUGGUCUCUCUGCCUCAAAUAUUUCCCUGAGAGGAGAGAAUCGCUUAUCCCUUCUUCUCAAUUACCUUCUUCCUGGAUCUCCAGCCGUCUCAAGGAGCGCAACCCCUUUACCUACCCCACAAAGCACUCCACCUUCCAGUCCUAGGUGCAGUCACAAGGGAACCACAAAUUUACCACCAGCUGAGCACCAGGGUGCUGAACUCCUAGUGUCUCCUUCUAGUGAUGAUAUCCCUAAAGUAGUAAUUCAUCCACCUGAGGAGGAUUUAGAAGCUCAGGAAAGCGAGGAGAAGACGACAGAGGAUAAUAGUGACAUAAUACCAGGACUUCUUGCAUCGCCACAAUCUGCACCCGGUAAUUUGGACAUUGGAAAAAGUGGAGAACUUAAAAGCAGUGGAACAGGGGGAAGUAGAGAAAACAGCACUGUUGAUUUCAGCAAGGAGUCUGCCUCCUGGCACUGUAGUUGUGGCACACUUGGUGUGGGACUCAAGAGGCCAGCUGUAGAUAUGAAUUUUAUGAGGAAGAUUCCCAUAGGUGCAGAGGCAUCAAAUGUGUUGGUGGGAGAAGUGGAUUUUUUGGAGAGACCAAUUAUUGCUUUUGUGAGGCUGGCCCCCGCUGUACUUCUCUCAGGCCUUACAGAAGUUCCUGUUCCUACCCGAUUUCUUUUUCUUUUGCUGGGUCCAGCAGGCAAAGCGCCGCAAUACCAUGAGAUUGGUCGAUCAAUAGCAACACUUAUGACAGAUGACGUUUUCCAUGAUGUUGCUUAUAAAGCUAAAGACCGAAAUGAUCUGCUCUCUGGAAUCGAUGAAUUUUUAGAUCAAGUAACAGUUCUGCCUCCAGGAGAGUGGGAUCCAUCUAUUCGAAUUGAGCCACCCAAAAGUGUUCCUUCUCAGGAAAAACGGAAGAUACCUAAAUUUCCAAAUGGAGCUGCUUCUCCUGGAGAGUCUCUUGAAGAAGGCCAUCAUGCUGGACCUGAACUACAGAGGACUGGAAGGCUUUUUGGUGGUUUGAUACUUGACAUCAAAAGGAAAGCACCUUUUUUCUUGAGUGACUUCAAGGAUGCAUUAAGUCUGCAGUGCCUGGCCUCGAUUCUUUUCCUAUACUGUGCCUGUAUGUCUCCUGUAAUCACUUUUGGAGGGCUCCUUGGAGAAGCUACAGAAGGCAGAAUAAGUGCAAUAGAAUCUUUAUUUGGAGCAUCAUUAACUGGGAUUGCCUAUUCACUAUUUGCUGGGCAACCUCUGACAAUAUUGGGGAGCACUGGACCUGUCCUAGUAUUUGAGAAAAUAUUAUUUAAAUUCUGCAAGGACUAUGGACUUUCUUAUCUCUCUCUACGAACCAGCAUUGGUCUGUGGACAGCAUUUUUAUGCAUAUUGUUAGUGGCAACUGAUGCAAGCAGCCUUGUGUGUUACAUCACUCGAUUUACUGAGGAGGCUUUUGCUGCUCUUAUUUGCAUAAUAUUCAUAUAUGAAGCACUGGAAAAGCUUUUUCAAUUGGGAGAAAUGUAUGAAUUCAACAGGGACAAUGACCUGAAUAAAUUGACAUUGUAUUCAUGUGUGUGUGCAGAGCCUCCAGACCCCACCAAUGAAACAGUAGCGCAGUGGAUGACAGCCAACAAAUCUGUGGAUACUAUACCAUGGUCUAACCUCACAGUUAAACAAUGUACAGAUCUUCACGGCGUGUUUGUUGGAUCAGCCUGCGGCCACCAUGGUCCGUAUUUCCCAGAUGUUCUUUUUUGGUCCGUCAUACUGUUCUUUACAACGUUUUUCCUUUCCUCUUUCCUCAAGCAGUUCAAGACCAAGCGCUAUUUCCCCACUAAGGUGCGGUCUACAAUAAGUGAUUUUGCUGUAUUUUUGACAAUAGUGAUCAUGGUUCUCAUUGAUUAUCUUGUUGGAGUUCCUUCUCCUAAACUUCAUGUGCCUGAAAAAUUUGAACCCACACGAAGUGAUCGGGGAUGGCUCAUAGAUCCGCUAGGACCUAAUCCUUGGUGGACACUUGUAAUAGCUGCAGUUCCUGCUUUACUCUGCACCAUUCUUAUUUUUAUGGACCAGCAAAUUACAGCAGUUAUCAUAAACAGGAAAGAACAUAAACUCAAGAAAGGUGGUGGAUAUCAUCUCGAUCUGCUCAUGGUUGGCAUGAUGUUAGGUAUAUGCUCAAUUAUGGGCUUGCCAUGGUUUGUGGCUGCAACUGUUCUUUCUAUAAGUCAUGUCAACAGUUUAAAAGUAGAAUCCGAGUGUUCUGCUCCUGGGGAGCAGCCAAAGUUCCUGGGAAUUCGUGAGCAGAGAGUGACAGGAUUAAUGAUCUUUGUGUUGAUGGGGCUGUCUGUAUUUAUGACAUCUGUAUUAAAGUUUAUUCCAAUGCCCGUUUUAUAUGGUGUUUUUCUUUACAUGGGAGCAUCCUCACUAAAAGGCAUCCAGUUUUUUGACCGUAUCAAAUUGUUUGGAAUGCCGGCCAAACAUCAGCCUGAUUUGAUCUAUCUGCGUUACGUGCCACUCUGGAAGGUUCAUGUAUUUACGGUAGUUCAGCUCACCUGUCUCGUUCUUUUGUGGGCAAUUAAAGCAUCUGCUGCUGCUGUUGUUUUUCCUAUGAUGGUUUUAGCUCUAGUUUUCAUUCGCAAACUUUUGGAUUUGUGUUUCACCAAACGGGAGCUCAGUUGGCUUGAUGACCUUAUGCCAGAAAGUAAGAAGAAGAAGGAAGAUGACAAAAAGAAAAAAGCAAAGGAAGAAGCUGAACGAAUGUUUCAGGCAGUGGACAGUGAAACUAUACACCUUCCAUAUGACAGAGGCGAUGUGUUAGAGAUUCCCGUGAAAGCUCUAAAAUACAGCGUUGAUCCUUCUGUUGUAAACAUAUCAGAUGAAAUGGCCAAAACUGCACAGUGGAAGGCUCUUUCCAUGAACACAGAGAAUGCCAAAGUAACAAGAUCUAACUUGAGCUCUGAAAAAGAAGAGUGUGUGAAAAUAGACAUGGAAAAUACUCCUGAAACAAAGUAUGUAGAUGCUGAAACCUCAUUAUAGAAGUGAACAAGGGUAUAUAUUAUUUUAUAGGAUAUACUGUAAAAGGGUGACUUCACAUCUUCUUUCAAGUUCUGAAAUUCGAGAGAUAUGGAUACUGUAUGCACAGCAACAAGACUUUCAGACAAGAUAGAAGUGAUGUCCGCUCUGGAAAUAUUUAUUUUUAGUGGAAUGUUUUUCAUUUUUUUAAAUAGGAAAAUUAAAAAUUCUUUUUAGUUAUCAGUACAUGCAUUGCAUGUCAAAUCAUCUUUAAUUGUGAAGUAUUGGUUGCAUUGUUUAUAACUUUCUAGUAUGUAGUAGUUUUUAUAAUUUAUUGCAGUACACGUCACGUUUUCAGGCAAUUACUGUUUGGGUGUUUGCAAAAUGUUAUAAAUGUCAGUCUCCCUAGGAAAAAAAAAUCCCAAUGUGCCCUUUCAUAAAUGACUUUAUUUUCAGGCCA